AUGUCGCGCGCUUCUUGUCCCGUUUCUGGCUCCAUUGGGGCUUCAUGUCCUGCGUCUAGAUCUUCGCGAGGUAGUCGCAGUCAAAGUCGCAGUCAAAGCCAAAGUCAACGACGAGGAUGUGCCUUUUCGGGCGCGAGCCAACCCGGUGAUAUCCAUGCUGCCUUUGAUAUCCCUCGAGGAGUCGAUGCAGAUGACUGGCUUCGAACAAGAGAACGAAGGUCCAUCAACGAACUCCUCUACAAAUCCUUCCCAUCCCGCGAAACCCUCGAUGGCGCAAAGACCCAACCCGAACUCGAUGCUCUCAAUGCAAGCGAUCACUCCAUCCUCGCUGCAGCCCUUGGCGCACCUGGUCGUCAAGUCCUUCGUCGCGCCGAAGAGAUUGGCCCUGUCACAGGCUGGCGCGACGGCUACCUCAGCGUUGAACAUGGCUUUUGCCCACCCGACUACGAAGAACCCAUCGCUGCUCUCGCUAGAUCACCCGGUCGCAUCUGGUCUGAUCUCUGUGAGCGUAUGCCAGGAUGUUGCGCACGAGGUCGCGUCAGAGAAGCUGUCGCGAAGCUACCUCUCGUCGAAGGCACAGAGGACAACAUUCCCGACCAGGCACUUUGGGGAGCUGUUGUUGCUCUGGGCAUGCUAUGCUCUAUUUACCGUUUUGAGGAUAAGCAUGAUGGCACGGAUGGUGUCGCUGUCACUUCCAGUACAUCGACAAAACCCACUUGCGAGAUGGGUGACAAGUUGUGUCAGGAACUCGAAGGUAUCCCGAUGUGUAUUGCACUGCCUUACUUCCAGAUCUCUCGACGCAUGGGACGUUCCUUGCCUCAUCUAUCAUUCCCUGAUCAAGCAUCCUACAACCUCAAAAUCCGCGACACGAAGUCGACAUACCCGUACCUGGCUCGUUUUGACAACACAGAUCUUCGAUGGCCAAUGUUUGGUGAGCGUGCGGAAGUUGCCUUUCUCAAAGGUUGCGCAGAUACAUCUGCUUCAUUCCAGCACGGCCCCGAUGCCAUCGCUGCCUGUCAAGAACAUGUUAUGACUGGUAAUGUUGAAGGCCUCUUGCACGAGAUGAUCCGUCUCAAGGAAAUUCUUGAACGAAUGCCCAAUGCCUUCCAUAGCAUUUCACCAAACCCCAAUGCCGGUGACAACUAUGUCUCUGCCGACAAGUGGGUUCGCUGGGGUUUGUUCUCUGCGCCUCUGUCGAAGCGUUGUCCCGCUGCUUCAGGCUUGCAGUUCCCACCCUAUCUCAUGAUGGAUGCAUUCCUCGGUCGAAAGACACACUCCUCCUUCCUCGGUGCCGAAGCUCUCCAUCUUCGCGCUUGGCUUCCCUCCAACCACCGUGCGUUCAUCGCCGCUAUCCAAUACCAUUACUCCAUUCCUCAAUUUGUCCAACAGUCCAACGACCCACGCCUCAAAGGUGUCUUGGAAGGCAUCGUGGAAGCCUACACUGGUGAACGCGGCUUCAUGGGCGUACACAGAUACAAGGUCUUUGGCAUUCUUGAGGUUGCUGCAAAGACAGGCCGUACCGCUACCAACGGGCUUUCUGGAGCUGCAGACGCCAACAGACCAUGGGAAGAGACCCAUCGACAAUUCUCCGACGCCAUGAAAGAGCGAUUGGAGCCUUUCCGAGGCAAACUUGACUUUGAGCCGCAUUCUAUGAGAGGCACCUUUGAAGAGUGCAGGUACAUGGGUAAAGUGGCUGGCGUGAGCUCCAUUGACAAGGAUACUAAGAGGGGGACUGCCAUGGUCACUAUCGACAUUCGAGACACAGGCAUCACAUUUUCGCCUGGUGAUAGAAUGGCAGUUAUGCCACUCAAUUCAUGGGAGGAAGUUGCGAAGAUGGUCGCAGCUUUGGGUCUCGACCAUCACCUUCGAGCCGAUGUCUACACCACUGGAACGUGGUCUCGCUUCGCUCAACAUCUCUCUUCCAUCACCAGCACUCCCAAUCGUCUCAACGUCCUUGAUAUCCUCCGCCGAGGCCAUCUCGCACCCAUCACCAAAGAUCUCGCCGUCAAAGUCCACGAACUCCUUCAUGCUUCCUCAAGCACUGUCUUGCAAGUACUUGCUACUGACGAGUGGCCUGUUCGUGGCUCAUUGGGCGAUCUUCUCCAGCGAGCCGUCACCGAUACGCCUAGUCACAUAUGGGACAAGGCAUUUAGCCUCGACGAUCUAGAUUGGUUGACUGACCUUGUGACUCUGGAGGUUCCCAGAACGUACUCCAUCUCGAGCUACAGCAAUGACCUUCUGCCCAGCACAGUUGACCUCACAAUCUCUCGCUCUGAGUAUGAUCUCUGUUCCAUGUUCGACCAAGGCGAGAGUGUCGUCCGGGCUGGUGUCUCGAGUGGCUUCUUCAACCCUGACCCUUCAGCCGGCGCCGACAGCGCCAUUCUCUCCGAUGAUGUGCUUAUCGGCGUCUCGCGACCUGUGUCGUUCCAGCUUCCCAUCGAUGACAUGGCCCCUUGCGCAUACUUCGCAGGUGGCAGUGGAAUCGCCCCGUUCCGCAGCUUCUGGCAGCACCGACUUGCAACAUCCGGACUUUCUGGCGGUCGGAACCUCCUCUAUCUCGGAGUUCAGUCUCGGGACAAGUUCUCCUACGAAUCUGAACUUCGCAAGCUUGUCAAUAUCGGAUUCAUGGAAGUCCAUCUUGCUCUUUCUCGAGAUCCCAAUGGCUUGGUGUAUGACGAUGUACUGCGCGAUCUAGUGGAGAAGGAGAUUCCCCCUCGAUACAUCGACACCUUGAUCAUUGAGCAGGGAAGCACUGUCUGUGACAUGGUCAUGUCGAAGAAGCAAGGCGGCUUGGGUGGAUAUAUGUAUGUCUGCGGUUCUGUCUCUGUGUUUGACUCUGUCAUGAGCGGUAUUCGCAAGGCCAUCUACACGUAUCGCACUGCUACUAUGGAGACGGUGGACAAGAUCAUCAACAAAGCUUUCGCUGAGCGACGUUUCAUGUUGGACGUGUUCAUGUCUCCACGAGCCAUACCCGUCAAUCUGCCGACCAUCUCACAAUCCAGUUUGGCCUUGCACACUGGUCAUCGCAAGGGCGGACGAAUGUGGAUUGCUGUACACGGCAGUGUGUACGACGUUACAGACUUCUGUCCGAUGCAUCCCGGUGGUACACUCAUCAUCAAGUCUAAUGCCGGAGUGGACUGCACCAAAUCCUUCGACAAUUUGGCCCACACCAACAAUCCCGAAGUAUCCAGUCUGCUUACCCGUUACUUCAUCGGUCAUUUGUCGCCCAAGCCUGACUAUCGCGACAAGGAUGUUUCCAAGCUGCAUGAUCUUUGGUCAGCGUAUCUGCGAACCACUGUUGAGACUCUUGUCGCGCAUCAAUUCGAGAUGAACGAUAUUAUGGGAGACACUCUUGAUGCACCUUCAAAGGAUGACCCCAAUGGUAUUACCAACAUUUGGCAGCGCGAAGACCUUCCCAACAUCAUCGCCAUUCGUACCUUCUACGGCUACCAGAGCCGUCUCUUGCAGGGUGGCUUCGCGGCAUUGUUUGGCCCCAAGUUGGAGGAGCUUGUCCUGCGACUCUCAUUUGUCUUUGCAAGCGCUGGUGGACCUGGCGCUGCUUACAAGCUACCUGACAUCCUGGGAGUCAUUGCUCGCGCAAAGACAAGUCCCGACGCAGCACUCAUCACCAAGGAGAUUAGCGCCCUCGGCGAUUUUAUCUGCGAUCCCACAUCUCAACUCCGCUUCCAGGAGCGAGGCGUAUUUAGCUACACAGCUAAAUGCGUUCAGCUCGACAUUGAACUUCUUGAAGAUCUGCGACAAGAAGCUUGCAACGGCAUGGAUGCUUUUGACAAUGUUGCGUCCAUGCUUGAUCAUUCCGAUCCUGAUGCCACACCAUUGGCUGCGCUAUCUACGUUCUUGUUACGAACACUUGAGAAGAUGGCUCAUCGAUUGGCAAUGUUCUAUGCUCAACUUGCACGUCUUUCGGUGUACCAGCCGGAGCUUGAGCACAACCCUGCUCGCACGCGAUGGGCAUUUGUCAGAAAAUGCAUCCGCGAUGGCACAUUCUUCGUGCUUACAAGGGAAGUCAGCAGCGAGACGAUGCUGGAGCAGAGCGAUUUCUACACCGCGUCUCAAAAGACAAACUUUGACGAGGUGGUGACACAGAUCAACCACCGUAUCAGUAUGAUGGUUGAGGAAGUACCACCGGAGCCUGAACCAAGCAGUGUCAACGCGGUGCAUCAAGAACGUGGGAACAACUUAAGCAACACGACUACAGUGGAUUCAGCAGCAGAGAGACUCAACGUGGGAGCAGUUUCGAGCAUGUCUUCAUUUAUCCAGAACAAUAAGACUGCAAUUCGCCGGCUGAGCAGUAUGCCCAACACAUACAUGGCUAGUCCAUACCAGCUGCAGAACCUCCAGACAGCUCUAUCGUCAGAUCCCAACCAAAUGCUCAGUGCGCGAAUGAUGAUGAUGACAGGAUACGCAUCAACACCAAGUGUAUCAUCGCGCACGUCAUCACCAUCCUCACGACGAACCUCCGUAAGUCUCGGAGCAUCAAGCGCUACAAGUUCAAUGCCUCAUUCAUCGGGAGGAGAAUCGCUAUUGAAGAUGGAUGGAAUGAAUAGGCGAUCUCGUGGACAGAGUGUUGCUUCUUCAGCGAGACAGAGUAUGAGUUUGGCAUCGUCUGUAGCAGAGAGGAGAAGUUUAAGUGUUUCCAGUUUGCGCAUGUCGAGGAAUAUGAGUAUGAGUGGGAUUGGAGGUGUUAAUGCUUCGAGGGGAAGAAGUGAAGAGGCUGGACAAGGGCAUGGGCAUAUGAGGGAAGUGUCUGCUAGUAAGCUUCUUGCAUUGAAGUUGGGGGCUUUGGCGGAGCAGAGGAGGAACUUCUAUUAA
Molecule: messenger RNA, 4833 nt
Organism: Fusarium venenatum
Lineage: Eukaryota; Fungi; Ascomycota; Sordariomycetes; Hypocreales; Nectriaceae
Source: RefSeq, a predicted model, not a curated record